Molecule: messenger RNA, 886 nt
Organism: Dromaius novaehollandiae (emu)
Lineage: Eukaryota; Metazoa; Chordata; Aves; Casuariiformes; Dromaiidae
Product: transcription factor NF-E2 45 kDa subunit-like
Exons: 4
Coding region: 65-886 (273 amino acids)
Biological process (GO): regulation of transcription by RNA polymerase II
Cellular component (GO): nucleus
Molecular function (GO): DNA-binding transcription factor activity, RNA polymerase II-specific; RNA polymerase II cis-regulatory region sequence-specific DNA binding
Source: RefSeq, a predicted model, not a curated record
UGGCCGUGCCCUGAGCACCAGCCCCGACGCCGGCUCCGGAGGAGGCGGGCGCCGCGGCAGCGCCAUGGGUGACCCCGGCGGGCUGCUGGGCCCCCCCGAGACGCUGACGCUGCUGGGGGAGGCCGUGGGGCUGCUGCCGGCGCUGGCCCCGCCCCCGGCGCUGGCCCCGCCCCCGUUCCUAGUCCCGCCCCUGGAGCUGGCCCCGCCCCCGGUGCUAGCCACGCCCCCGGCGCUGGCCCCGCCCCUCGGCCCCGCCCCCGGCGCCGCCGAGGUGGAGCUCACGUGGCAGGAGAUCCUCUCCCUCAGCGAGCUGCAGGGCCUGGACGUGGCGGCCGAGCCGCUCUACGAGCCGCCCUUCUGCGCCCCGCCGCCGCCACCACCGCCGCCACCGCCACCGCCACCCCCCACCUACGCCCCCCCCCCACCCCAACCCCCCCCCCACCCAGCACCCACGGGUGCCCUGCCGCUGCCCCUGGCGGCGGAGCAGCUGGCGGCGCUGCCGGCCGAGGCCUUCGCGGCGCUGGCGGGUCGCUACGCGCUGUCGGCUCCGCAGCUGGCGCUGGCCCGGGACCUGCGCCGGCGCGGCCGCAACAAGGUGGCCGCCCGCAACUGCCGCCGCCGCAAGCUGGAGGCCAUCGCCCGGCUGCAGGGCGAGCUGGGCCGCCUGGGCCGCGAGCGGCAGCGGCUGCUGCGCGACCGGGGCCUGGCGCAGCGGGCGCUGGGCGUCCUCCGCCGCGCCCUGGCCCGCCUGGCCCGCCGGGUGCUGGGCGGCCUGCGCGACGCCGCCGGGCGCCCGCUGCCCCCCGAGCGCUUCGGCCUGCGCCUGGCGCCCGACGGAGCCGUCUGCCUGGUGCACCGCGACGCCGGCGCCGAGGCCGCCGAGUGA